GCGCCGCCAGGUGGCAGGCAGGUCAGCCCGUGACUAGCGCACGUGACGCCGUGCCGAACAAGGCUGGCGGGUGCCGUGGACGGGCCAAACCACCGGCGGCGCGGCGCGGCGAGCGGCGAAAGCGGGACGACUGCCGUCAGUUUUUCCCCAGUGCGCGGCGCGGCUCGCAGCGGCGGCAGCCGGCAGCGAUGAUGACCAGCCUGGAACCCGCCGGUGACAGGGAUCUGAACCUGAACCACGUGAAGGCGGCCGACGUGUUCGCCUCGCACGCGGUGGCCUCCGAGCGGCGGGUGUCGGAGGAUGGACCGGCCAUCAUGGAGGAAAUCAACCAGGGACAAAUGCUAGUUUUGGCAGCACUGAAGGAGACGAAAAUGGCGUACUCAAGGGACGAAGAGCGGUCUUUAAUAUCUUCAUUUAAUAAAGAACAACGCAAAUAUGGAAGUACUUCAACAUAUGUCAACAAACCUGAAAGGUUCAUUUCAUAUGAAAUCCAGCCCGGAGAUACAUUGCAAGGAAUAUCACUCAAGCACAACGUAACGAUGGAGCAGCUGAAGCGGGCCAAUAAGCUGUGGACCAACGACAGCCUGGCGCUGCGGCGCACGCUGCUGGUACCCAUUCCUCUGGAGCCGGGCGGCGAGCAGCAGGCGCCGCCGGCCGCCGGCGCCGCCGCCGUCCUCUCGGCCUCCACCAGCCUGGACAGCCUGCACUCGUCGUCGUCGUGUUCAACGCGCACCAACGGCGUGCCCCGGUCGGGCUCGCAGACGGAGCUGGACCGCUCGGAGCAGAGCGCCGCCGACUUCCUCAGCGGCAUCGACAGCGUGAUCGCCAGCAGCCGCACCAACGUCCAGAAGCUGGGCACCAACCAGCCGCUGUCGGAGCUGGACGAAGACGUGCUGUUUGUCCGGCCGGCCCACUCCCGUCUGCGCCGUGACCUGUACCCUGACCCGGCGGCCGUGCCGGCCACGGCAGUGCGCGGACGGCGCAGCGACGCGCGACGGCGCACUGAGCAGCGGCACAACGACAUCUUCGAGCUCUGAUACAGGCGGCACAGCGACAUCCUCGAGCUCUGAAGCCUGUGCCAUGGCGAUACCGUCAAGCAGCUCCGAUAUCGUCACCGCUCGCAGCCAGACGACGCUGAUGCCGACAGAGGAAUCCCGCGUGGGCUGAAUGCUGUCGUGGUGGAGAGGGCGAUCCUACGAAGGGCGUUGGAUGAAGGGCCCAUUGGGAGAUUAUCGUCCUACUUAACGGUGCCCGCCACCUGCCGGCGACUGGCUCGGUGACAGCCUGGCAGUACAGUGGAUCUAGUA
Molecule: messenger RNA, 1307 nt
Organism: Amphibalanus amphitrite
Lineage: Eukaryota; Metazoa; Arthropoda; Thecostraca; Balanomorpha; Balanidae
Product: lysM and putative peptidoglycan-binding domain-containing protein 1-like
Exons: 4
Coding region: 189-1037 (282 amino acids)
Source: RefSeq, a predicted model, not a curated record